Penicillium cosmopolitanum is the source of this 1089-nucleotide messenger RNA. RefSeq names its product OSTA/TMEM184 family protein. The record is from RefSeq and is a predicted model, not a curated record. The coding region runs from base 1 to 1089 and encodes 362 amino acids. Lineage: Eukaryota; Fungi; Ascomycota; Eurotiomycetes; Eurotiales; Aspergillaceae. The transcript is spliced from 6 exons. Gene Ontology annotation, biological process: transport. Gene Ontology annotation, molecular function: transporter activity.
AUGAUAAUUUCGGGCGCUUGCACAGCCCUCGUCGUGCUCGUCAUGUUCAGUCUAAUGUUCUGGCAUGCGAUUCACCUGAGCAAGCCCAGGGAACAAAUCAAAAUCAUGAAAAUAUGCAUUCUCCUGCCGCUAUACACAGUCACAUCAUUCCUCUCCAUAUGUUUCCCGCGCGCCUAUACAUUCUUAGCACCCUGGCUCGAAGUCUUCCAGGCAGUCGCGCUAGGCUCCUUCUUUCUACUUUUGUGCGAAUUUAUUUCAAAAGAUUCAGCUACAGAGAUAGAUAUCUUCUUCGUGGCCUUUGAAGCGCCGCAGAAAAAGGGAAAAUCGCAUAUAACUGGACUAGAAUGGUUCCGUAAACAAUGGAUCGCUAUCUUCCAAUACCCAAUCGUCGCUCUUGGCGUCGCGAUUACAACAGAUAUCACCCAAGCAGCGGGAAUCUACUGCUUAGAGAGCAACGAACCAUAUUUUGCGCAUCUUUGGUUAACCAUCAUCUCCAUCAUUUCCGUCGCGUUCGCUGUGAUGUCAGUGCUCAACUUCUACCGAGGACUAAGCCAAUGUCUAAGUGGACACAAGCCGCUCAGUAAACUCUUGGCCUUCAAGCUCAUUGUCGGACUAUCCUUCCUAGAAAGAAUAAUAUUCGCAAUCCUUCGCACAGCAAACACUCUCAACCCGACUGCAAAACUAAGCUACGCAGACGUGAACAUCGGAAUACCGAAUCUAAUAAUUUGUCUCCAAAUGGUCCCCUUUGCCCUCUUCUUCCCAUACGCAUAUAGUGUCUCGCCCUAUCUCAGCGUCGAUUCUUAUCAUCCCUAUCAUGGUGGGUUUUUAGGCGUCAAUGCCUGGAUCGGACUAUUCAAUCCGAUGGAGAUACUGCGCGCCACAGCGUUCGCUUUUGGAAUGGCGGCUGAAUUGAGGAAGGAUGGUGCUAUUGAACGUGCGGGAGAUACUGGAUACUACGCGCGUCAGGGUCAUGGAGGAAAUCCCUCACUUUAUGUUUCUCCUGGCCAGUCUCAUGCACGUGGCCCAGCUCAGGAGUUUCAGGGGGCCUAUGUGCCGCUUUUAGAUAAGGAUGGCCGUGGAACAUUCUGA